AUAAAAUGCAUUGACACUAUCCUGCUACAAUCAGCAAUCACUUCAUUUUACAGCGAGCCUGGCCGGAGGAUUAGCCUUCGUUCGUUUGCUGAACUGUAAACAAAUCACUUAUUUUGCACUUAGUAAUGGAAAACCGACCACCAAUACUUGUCGUCGUGUGUAGCUGCAAGAUAAAAGUACUUUCCGGUUAUCCUCACACUGAUGCUUGAAAGACUGUUUAUGACAAAAGAGCAAAUAUUGUUGAAGUGGAAAAUGGAAAAGAGGAAAUUAACACAACCAUAUCAUCAUCACGGUGGUUCCACUUGGCCAGAGCUCUCACACUCUGGUUGUGUGUGUCCUAUAAAAGCCGGCUAGGUUUGCAAUUUAGUUUCCACUUUCCCGCCGGGCAUUCUGGGACGAAAAUCUAUUUGAAACCGAGUCGAAUCGGGUUGUGUGAUUGUGAGUUUCUGGAAGCCAAUCUCUUCUUUCGUCGUUAUAAUACAUAAUACGAUUGAGAGUGUUUUUCCCUCUUCGAUCUAGCUUCAAAUGGGAUUAUAAAAGUGGAAGUGCCGAUCUUUGAAUCGUUUCCCAGGAUGUCUCGGUGAUUGUGCAUUUUCUCUGUGAUCCUUGAGCAUUCCUCAAGGUGGAUUCUCCCAUGCAGAGGAAACGACACACAUUAGCGAGGGUGGAAUAAUUUAUUAUAAUAAGCACCCUCCACAAUGAUGCGGCUGUAAGACGGUUCCACAAUCUGCCUUCGGAACGGCACUCCGAAGUCCUGUGGAAUAUUCACGCCAUUAUCGACUGUCUGCCUGGCCUGGCACAAUGGAGAUAUCCGAGUCGACGCAGGCAGUGUUUUUUGUGAGCCGAAUCUUUGGUCUGGCGCCGUACGUGGUGAAACGAACCUCCAAGGGACAAAUUGUGAAUUACAAGAGAAAUCUGCUUCUGGUGAUUUACAGCUUGAGCGUCGUGUUCUGUUUAGCUGGAUUAACCUUCAAGGGAAUAUUCUUGGAUAUAAACUCGAAAAAACCGAUACGUUUCGUUUUUAGAAUGAAGACGGCUACAUCACGGGUUGUGACAACGCUGGAUGUCUCGGUCGUGGUCUCGGCCUGUAUUUGCGGAGUUUUCUGCGGCAUUUACGGGCUGCCGUUCGUCCGGGAGCUGAACCAGCGCUUAAAUGAGGCGGACGAUAUGCUCUCGAUUUACGUUGCGGCGGGAAAACAGGACGACCGAGGAAAGCCGAGGAAAGGUCUCGCGAUGCUGACCCUGGUUGGCUUUUUCAUAACAGGUGCUCUUGCUCUCGAUAUUUGGGUUUGGUAUCGGAUAGCGCACAAAAUGAAGAAGGAAAAUCAAGACUCAGAUGCAAACGUGUUGGGAUACUGCCCGUUCUACGCUCUCUACUACAUCCUCAUGAUGUUUCACGUGCUGUUUGCGCAAUCAGCACUCGGAAUCAGCAACAGAUUCCGUCGCCUGAACGUGGCCCUGUAUCAAGUGUUUCCGGAAUUCAACAAAACUCCCAUAAUUGAAAUUACAUCGGUGUCAUCCACCAACAACGUCUCGGAAAAGUUGGACAAUGCCGUGGAGAAAAUCCGAGGGAUAACGACCGUGUCCCAUGCCCGCCCGUUAGUUGUUCACCCGCAGCCCCUGCUGACCCCUGACCGUGUGAUUGAGAAUAUGGCCUACAUCCAUGCUUCAUUAUCGACGGGAGUGAUAUUGGUUUCAAACACGUUUGGCGUUGCCCUGUUGGCGGUUUUGGGGUCGUGUUUGCUCCAUUUGGUGGCAACCUCUUACUUUCUGAUGGUGGAGCUGGUGGGUGAUAAGGAUGCGGUAUUUUCCUGGAUUCAAGCACUCUGGCUGUUCAUCCACAUUUUUCGCUUUCUGUUGACCGUUGAACCGUGCCACAUAACCAACGUUGAGUCCCGCCGGACGAUGGCCAUCGUUUGCAAUUUGAUGCGAACCUGCCAGGAAUCGGUGGCAAAGGAACGUUUGGAAAGUUUUUGGCGCCAGCUGGUUGGAAAUAAUUCUAUGUUCACCGCAUGCGGUUUGUGUUCGAUCGAUAGACAUAUAAUUACGUCAUAUUGUGGCGCUAUUGCAACGUAUCUCGUGAUACUUAUACAAUUUAAGGAAGCUGAUGACAAACCAAUGUCGAAAGCUGGUCGCCGAGCAUUUUUGAAAUCGUUUAAUAACACAUCAUGAACUGCUGAUAAAAUAUCAUUAGCUUAAAUAUUUUAAAUAAUCUAGUAAAGUGAUGGUGACAAAUCAAUAAAAUUAUUGCUAAUAAUUUGUAAAA
Messenger RNA from Culex quinquefasciatus (southern house mosquito), 2266 nucleotides. It is a transcript of the gene Gr43a, whose product is annotated as gustatory receptor for sugar taste 43a. Lineage: Eukaryota; Metazoa; Arthropoda; Insecta; Diptera; Culicidae. Gene Ontology annotation, biological process: sensory perception of taste. The transcript has 13 exons. Bases 802 to 2172 code for a protein of 456 amino acids. The record is from RefSeq and is a predicted model, not a curated record. Gene Ontology annotation, cellular component: dendrite; membrane; axon.